Molecule: messenger RNA, 2087 nt
Organism: Cajanus cajan (pigeon pea)
Lineage: Eukaryota; Viridiplantae; Streptophyta; Magnoliopsida; Fabales; Fabaceae
Source: RefSeq, a predicted model, not a curated record
ACAGUUCUCUGAUUUCUUUUCCUUUUCUAGUGUUCCUCUUCUUAUCACAUACUCGGACUUUUCCAAAGGUAAAUCCUGGAAAAUCGAAAAGCAGUGGUAUGACUAUGGUGCGUUAAGAAACGUGACUUCACGACUGUCUUUUCCGUAAAAUUCUAUCUGCGGUCUCCCAGCCUGGAUCUGGCUGGCAAUCCUGUUGCAUUUCACAUCUCACUCACUCCCACACACACACACAUUGUGAUACGAAGUGCGAAGUAAAAGAGAGAGACGAUGCGAUUUGAUACGAACGCGGAACCGUUGGCGUUGCCACUGUUGCGAAGCAGAGAGAGUGAGAAGGAAGCAUCAGCGUCAGGGAAGUCAAAUGCAAAUGCAUCGCUGAGCGGCUCCGUGUUCAACUUGUCAACGACGAUCAUCGGCGCCGGAAUCAUGGCCUUGCCGGCGGCCAUGAAAGUGGUGGGCGUGGCGGCGGGCGUGGGCGGCGUGGUGCUGCUCGCCGUCCUGACGCAGGCCUCGUUGGAGACUCUGCUCAGAUUCAGCAGAGUCGCGAAGGCCUCAUCCUACGCGCAACUCAUGGGGUCCACUUUCGGGACUUGCGGAACGCUUCUGUUUCACUUCUCGGUGCUUAUCAACAACACGGGGAUACUCGUUGUCUACGUCAUCAUAAUCGGUGAUGUCUUGUCGGGAACGUCUUCCGGUGUGGGAGUUCAUCACUUUGGGGUGCUCCAAGGCUGGUUUGGUCAAUGCUGGUGGACUUCCCGUGCUUUUGUUCUUCUUCUCACCACGCUCUUCGUCUUUGCCCCCUUGGCCUUUUUGAAAAGGAUAGAUUCAUUGAGACAUACUUCUGCCUUAGCAGUGGCGCUGGCUAUUGUGUUUCUACUCAUAACUGCAGGAAUCACAUUCACCAAAUUGUUUAAUGGCAGUAUAGCCAGUCCCAGGUUGCUUCCUAAUAUUACUGAUGUUACAUCCAUAUGGAAUCUCUUUACUGCAGUUCCAGUUUUUGUGACAGCAUUUGUUUGUCACUACAAUGUGCAUACAAUAGACAAUGAGUUAGGAGACCCUUCCCUGAUGCAACCAGUUAUACGUGCAUCACUGGUUCUGUGUUCUAGUAUUUAUAUUCUUACAGCAAUAUUUGGAUUUCUCCUAUUUGGUGAGUCAACACUUGAUGAUGUUCUGGCCAACUUUGAUACUAAUCUGGGCAUCCCUUAUAGCAGUCUACUCAAUGACAUUGUUCGUAUCAGCUAUGCCCUGCACCUCAUGCUUGUUUUCCCAGUCAUCUUCUUCUCACUGCGCUUCAAUUUGGAUGAUCUUAUCUUCCCUUCAGCUAGGUCCUUGGAUUUGGAUAAGUGUAGGUUUGUCUUGAUCACCACUGGACUCAUUUCCUUAAUAUAUGUGGCUGCAAAUUUUAUACCUAGCAUCUGGGAUGCAUUUCAAUUCACUGGAGCCACUGCCACUGUUUGCCUUGGGUUUAUUUUCCCUGCUGCAAUUGCUCUUAGGGAUCCCCAUAGCAUUGCAACAAAGAAGGACAAGAUUUUAUCCAUUGUCAUGAUUUUUUUGGCCGUGUUCUCAAACGUUGUGGCUAUAUACAGCAAUGUCAAUGCCUUGUUCAGAAAACAUGUUGCUCCUCACCCAUGAGUUACGUGUUGCCUAUAUUAGCAUUAACAGAGAGGAUUGAAAUACACACUCUUGGCCUCGGAAAAUCCAGCAGUCGGAUUAAAUUGAAAUACAUUCACAUUCUUGAAUGAAUGGGAAUUUUUCAAGGUUCACAUUGCAAAAGGUUUUUGGAAGUGCAGGUGAAAGUGGAAGACUUUGAUCAAAUUCGGAGUACACGUGGAAGACUUUGAUCAAAUUCGGAGUACACGUGGAAGACUUUGAUCAAAUUCGGAGUACACGUGGAAGACUGUGAAAUAUGGAUAUUUAUGUGGUACUACAAUUAAUACUUUAUAUUUCUCAAAGCCCUUAUAGGGUGUGCCAAUCUAGAUUGGUAUCCAUGUCGACUUCUUUUCAAGUUAUCCUUGAAUAAUUGUUUUUAUUAAUAGUAGUAUACCUACCAUGAAGUAUGCUUAAGUGAUUUGAAUGAUCACUAUUUUUAA